Messenger RNA from Chrysochloris asiatica (Cape golden mole), 2191 nucleotides. RefSeq names its product potassium voltage-gated channel, delayed-rectifier, subfamily S, member 3 (gene KCNS3). Gene Ontology annotation, cellular component: membrane; voltage-gated potassium channel complex. Gene Ontology annotation, molecular function: protein binding; voltage-gated potassium channel activity. Gene Ontology annotation, biological process: protein homooligomerization; potassium ion transmembrane transport. Lineage: Eukaryota; Metazoa; Chordata; Mammalia; Afrosoricida; Chrysochloridae. The transcript is spliced from 2 exons. The record is from RefSeq and is a predicted model, not a curated record. Bases 259 to 1734 code for a protein of 491 amino acids.
CUUCUGCAGGUGAAAUUGAUUUCCCUCCGAUUGCUGUGACCUGGACGAGCAAAGAACAAGAUUCUUUUCUUCUUUUUGGGACGCUAAAUCCCUAUGUGUACCACAAAUUCCAGUGAGGGAAGAAGGGUGGUGCUUCUUGGAUAAGGAUGGAAAUCCCAGUGGGCAGGAUGAGGGCAAAGUGUGUGAUAUCACCACCACAAAGGUGCAGAGUGAUCUUCAUUUCCCUUCCAGGCCAGCAUUCCACCUCCUGUGACCACCAUGGUGUAUGGUGAGUUUUUUCAUCACCCUGGACAAGACGAAGAACUUGUCAACUUGAAUGUUGGGGGCUUUAAGCAGUCUGUUGAUCAAAGCACCCUCCUGCGCUUUCCUCACACUAGACUUGGGAAGUUGCUUACCUGCCACUCUGAAGAGGCCAUUCUAGAGCUGUGUGAUGAUUACAGUGUGGCUGAUAAAGAAUACUAUUUUGAUAGGAACCCCUCCUUGUUCAGAUAUGUUUUGAAUUUUUACUACACGGGGAAGCUGCAUGUCAUGGAGGAGCUGUGUGUGUUCUCAUUCUGCCAGGAGAUCGAGUACUGGGGCAUCAACGAAUUGUUCAUUGACACAUGCUGUAGUAAUCGCUAUCAGGAGCGCAAGGAGGACAACCAUGAGAAGGAUUGGGAUCAGAAAAGCAAUGAUGUGAGCACCGAUUCCUCAUUCGAAGAAUCAUCUCUGUUUGAGAAAGAUCUGGAGAAGUUUGAUGAGCUGCGAUUUGGGCAGCUCCGGAAGAAAAUCUGGAUUAGAAUGGAAAACCCUGCAUACUGCCUGUCUGCCAAGCUUAUCGCCAUCACGUCCUUGAGUGUGGUACUAGCAUCCAUCGUGGCAAUGUGUGUUCACAGCAUGUCAGAGUUCCAGAAUGAGGAUGGAGAGGUGGAUGACCCUGUGCUGGAAGGUGUGGAGAUUGCGUGCAUCACUUGGUUUACUGGGGAGCUUGCCAUCCGGCUAGUUGCUGCACCAUGUCAAAAGAAAUUCUGGAAAAACCCUCUGAAUAUAAUUGACUUUGUCUCAAUUAUUCCCUUCUAUGCCACAUUGGCUGUAGACACCAAGGAAGAAGAGAGUGAGGACAUUGAGAACAUGGGCAAGGUGGUCCAGAUCCUGAGGCUGAUGAGGAUUUUCCGAAUUCUAAAGCUUGCCCGGCAUUCAGUAGGGCUUCGGUCUCUAGGUGCUACGCUGAGACACAGCUACCAUGAAGUGGGGCUGCUGCUUCUCUUCCUGUCUGUGGGAAUUUCCAUCUUUUCUGUGCUUAUCUACUCUGUGGAGAAAGAUGAGUCUACAUCAGGACUCACCAGCAUCCCCAUUUGCUGGUGGUGGGCCACCAUUAGUAUGACGACCGUGGGUUAUGGAGACACCCACCCAGUUACCUUGGCUGGGAAGCUCAUUGCCAGCACAUGUAUCAUUUGUGGCAUCUUAGUGGUGGCGCUUCCUAUCACCAUCAUCUUCAAUAAGUUUUCCAAGUACUACCAGAAGCAAAAGGACAUUGACGUGGAUCAGUGCAGUGAGGACCCACCUGAAAAAUGCCAUGAGUUACCUUACUUUAACAUUAGGGAUAUUUAUGCACAGCGGAUGCAAGCCUUCAUUACCAGUCUGUCUUCUGUUGGAAUUGUGGUGAGCGAUCCAGAGUCUACAGACGCUUCAAGCAUUGACAACAUUGAAGACGUAUAUAGCUCUACAUCCUUAGAGAAUUGCACAGCCAAAUGAGCAGGGACAUUUGUGCCUGUAUCUUGUGUCCCUUCCUGAUAUUAGGUUAACACAGCUUUAUAAACCACAAUGGGUUCAUUAAAAUCAUUUAAUUCUCAGGGUGUACCUUUCAGCCAUAGUUGGAUAUUCAUUGCUCUAAAACGAUAGACUCAUCUUUAUUUUUCUUAAUGCCUUGUUCUGAAAUUUAUUUUUACAAGAAAGAGUUAUAAUACAGUUUUGGGAAAAAUGGUAAAUGGUAUUGGGGAGAAUUUGCUGCUAUGGCUUAUGCGUCAUUCUGUGUUUGUCAUUUACUCACAUUGAGCUAACUGUAAAUUAUGACAAGUAGAAUCAAAAGCCCAGCUGAUUGAAGACUCUACAUGCAUGUAAGAUCCACAAAAUGAGACAGUGCAUGUAAAUCCAUGUUCACAUCCUAGACAUGGAAAUAAGGAGUCUAAUAAACUUCCUAAUUCAAUAUGGA